AUGCAAUACCCACUCACGAAAUGUUUGCUAAUUUUUGCCGUUAUUUUCCUCAUUCCGAUCACAUUUAUAAGUAUUCUGAAGAUUACAGAGGCUGACAAUCAAAUACUGGAGCAGAAAGUAGAUUCGUAUGCAUCCGCCCGUUUAGCAGAGCGUAAUGAUUUGAUGAAUGGAGAAACACGUGCAAUAAUCAUUACUAAGCUUUUUAGUUCCUCAGAUACAAUCGAAGCAUUUACUAUCGACACUGAGACCUUUAAGUCUCUGCAAACGAGCUACAUGCUUUUUAAGGGCGACCAGCUUCUUCAAUACUGCCGAAAUAUACUGACCAGAAGGUGCCAGAUUACCAAUGACUUUGACAUCAAAUACGUUGAGAAACUACGACAAGAUUUACGAUAUCCGAGAUUAAUUACAAUAGCAAGGUUUUAUUUGCGAGACGAGUUUGUUCAAAAAUUUUGGGAGUUAGUCUAUGACUUGAAGAAUAAAUGUGCCAAGCUGCCAAAGAACGAAGGUCUGGUCUACAUGUUUUUUGAUCAAGAAGUAAUCCGCACGAGCUAUAUAUAUUUUGCGCACAGCAAAGGCAAGAAGAACCAUUUAUACCGGGUUCAUCGUCUUUGGAAAGAACACUCGAUUCCCUUCGCUAAAGAGUGUGCUCUUUACAUGUUUUCGCACUAUCUGCAAUGA
Messenger RNA from Vavraia culicis subsp. floridensis, 678 nucleotides. RefSeq lists its product as uncharacterized. The record is from RefSeq and is a predicted model, not a curated record. The coding region runs from base 1 to 678 and encodes 225 amino acids. The transcript has a single exon. NCBI's taxonomy places the organism in Eukaryota, Fungi, Microsporidia, Pleistophoridae.